This is a messenger RNA of Paramecium tetraurelia, 1533 nucleotides long. RefSeq lists its product as uncharacterized. The transcript has 8 exons. NCBI's taxonomy places the organism in Eukaryota, Ciliophora, Oligohymenophorea, Peniculida, Parameciidae. The record is from RefSeq and is a predicted model, not a curated record. Gene Ontology annotation, biological process: intracellular signal transduction; peptidyl-serine phosphorylation. Gene Ontology annotation, molecular function: ATP binding; protein serine/threonine kinase activity.
AUGAGCUUGAAUGUAUAAGGUUUGAGAAAACCAAGCCAAGUGAAUAGUCCGAGUUCUAUUAAAAAGCCAAUCAUGUCCUCAUUAUUAUUUAAUUGCAAAGCUCCUAUAAAUGUUCCAAAUAGUUCACAAGUAUCACCUUAAAAUUCUGAACAAAAUCUGCUUAAAACAUUGCAUUCACAUAAAGGAUCAUAAGUGGAUGUAACUAAUUUAACAAAAUUAAUUAAACACAAUAAGUCUCCUACUAUUGAAGCAUUUGAUACAUAAAAUAGCUAGAAUUCAAGUCAAUAAUAAUUAUAAGCAUUGUUUGCAAAAGCUAGAGAAAUAACUUCGAAUAAAUAAAAACCUUAGAUUGUAAAAUAAUAAGUUCAAUCAAUUCAAACAUAAUCUAUUAACCAAUUGAAGGAACUAUUUGAUAAUGAUAUAUAUUGUAGAAACACUUUUUAUUUUCAUUUUGUUGUUGGAAUUGGUGGAUUUGGAAAGGUUUGGAAAGUAGAACAUAAAAAAACAGCUUAAGUGUAUGCAAUGAAAGAAAUGUCGAAGGCUCUAAUUAUAACAAAAAAAAGUGUGAAUUCAGUUAUGAAUGAAAGAGUAUUGCUAAGUUAAUUGAAGCAUCCUUUUUUGGUUAACAUGAAUUUUGCCUAUCAGGACAGAGAAACCCUGUAUUUAAUUAUGGAUUAUAUGUCUGGAGGUGACCUUAGAUAUCAUAUUGGAAGAAUGAGAAGAUUUAAUGAAGAAUAAACUAGGUUCUUUGUAGCCUGCAUAUUUUUAAGUUUAGAAUAUGUUCAUGAAUGCAACAUAAUUCAUAGAGAUAUUAAACCUGAAAAUUUGGUUUUGGAUAAUAAAGGCUAUGUUCAUUUAACUGAUUUUGGCAUUGCGAGAGUUAUGAAAACCGAAAACUCAAGUGAUACUAGUGGCACACCUGGUUACAUGGCUCCAGAAGUGAUGUGUAGACAAAAUCAUACAUUUGCUGCAGAUUACUAUGCCCUAGGAGUGAUUGCAUAUGAAUUUAUGUUAGGCAGGAGACCCUAUGUAGGGAGGUCGAGACAAGAAAUCAGAGAUUAAAUUUUGGCUAAAUAAGUUCAAAUAAAAAAAUCUGAAAUCCCUAAUAAUUGGUCAAUCGAAGGUGCCGAUUUUAUCAAUAGACUCUUAUAAAGAAAGCCUUAAUAACGAUUAGGGUUUAAUGAGAGUCAAGAGAUCCGUCAACAUCCUUGGUUUUUAAAUUUUCCAUGGCAGAAGCUUAAGAACUUUGAGCUUGUUCCACCCUUUUAACCAAAUAGGACUGAAGAUAAUUUUGAUUAAAAGUAAAUUCUCAUAGAAGAUGAAGAAAAUAAUGAACUCAUUUAACAAAACCUGCUGGUAUUAAAAGAUCCAGCCACUCAAGAUUUAUUUUAGAGUUAUGAAUUUAAUGCAAAUCAAAAUUAGAAUAAGAUUUCAUCUACUACUGAUUAAUCCUCAAGUUCAUCAUCUAAACAUAGCAGAAAUUUUAGUCAAAAAAUUGAAAAGUAAUAAUAUCUUGAAAGUGGAACUAAGUGA